Messenger RNA from Nicotiana attenuata, 1278 nucleotides. RefSeq lists its product as uncharacterized. Bases 1 to 1278 code for a protein of 425 amino acids. The record is from RefSeq and is a predicted model, not a curated record. The transcript is spliced from 4 exons. NCBI's taxonomy places the organism in Eukaryota, Viridiplantae, Streptophyta, Magnoliopsida, Solanales, Solanaceae.
AUGGGUAGGAAUAUGGUACAAAAAUCACCACGGGUUCUCGAAUUAGAUGUUGUCUCAGCAUUGUCAGCACAGGUCUCUACGCUGACCAACCAAGUCAAUCAGAAGACCAUGAUCAUUAACAAGCAACAAGCCCAGCCAGUGAAACAAGUUCAAAUAUUUUGUGAAGUAUGUGGAGAGGGUCACAUGAGCAAUCUAUGCCCAGCAAAUCCAGAGUCUGUAUAUUUUGUGGGUAAUGCAAAUCGAGGCCAAACAAAUCAGUAUGGGGACACUUACAACCCCAACUGGAGGAAUCACCCAAACAUCUCCUGGGGUGGAAAUCCAGGCAAUCAGAAUCAAUACCGGCCUCAAGCACCUCAACAACAAUCCAGACCACCUCAGGAUGAACAACAAGCUAGCCUUGAGGAGAUGAUGAAGAAAUUGAUGGCCGACCAACAAGCCCUCAAUCAAAAAUUAAUAGCAGAUCAGCAAGACUUCAAUCAGAAAUUAAUAGCAGAUCAACAAACUUUCAAUCAAAAAAUAAUGGCUGAUCAGCAGGCUCAAGCCACAGCACUGAGAAAUUUGGAGCACCACGUGGGCCAACUUGCUAGAGCCCAAAAUACCAGACCAGCAGGGGCUCUUCCUAGUGAUACUGAGCCCAAUCCUAAAGCUCAAGUCAAUGCGGAAGUGCCUAAGUAUGCAAGGUAUCUCAGAGAUAUUGUGGCAAACAAACGAAGACAUGCGGAGUUCGAAAUAGUUGCACUUACUGAAGAGUGCAGUGACAAAGUUCAGAGGGCUAGUAUAAAUUUGGUGCCAUACUCUUUGUUCAAGCAACUUAGAUUGGGGGCUCUCAGACCUACUACAAUCACUUUACAGUUAGCAAAUUGGUCACUAGUCAUGCCAGAAGGAAUUAUUGAGGAUGUGCAGCUGAGGAAGUGCCCAUUUUUGGGGCGACCAUUCUUGGCUACUGGUGGAGUAAUUAUUGAUGUGAGGGCAGGGAAGUUAAAAAUGAGAGUUGACGAUGAGGAGGUCACUUUUAAUAUGUACAAGGCACUUAAGCUCCCUACGCAUUAUGAGGACUUGUGCAUGAUUACUGUGGUAGAAUCGAAGGAGAUAGAGCAGAGUCCUUAUGUGAAGUGUAGUGAUCCAGAUGGGACAACUGAGUUAGAGGAGGUAGUGUUGCAAGCUGAGUGUGUAAGGACGAUUGCAAAAAGAGCCAGAGAUGAAAGAGGAGACCUUCCGAGAGUGUGCAAAAAGUCUAGACUUUAUGGGAGAAAGAAGAAGAGAAAACGCCCAGCCUGA